GAUUUUUUCGAGGGUUCUCUUCAAGUUUUGUAAACUGCGAUUCUCUUGGAAGAGAGGUCAAAGAAGAGAGAAAGCCAUGUCGCGGAUACCCAAAGCCAAGACAGAUGAGGUGGUCGAAGAUAUGAUCGAUGGUCUUUUUUCAGAUGAUCCUUCAAGACAACUUGAAUCCGCUACCAAGUUCAACGCAUUUUUAUCAUCACACGAGGAAAACCUUCCUAUCGAUGAGAUAGUAGUAUCUGAAGUUGUGCCACGUUUUGUUGAGUUUCUUGCGAACAAAGAUAACACCGAGCUUCAGUCUGCUGCUGCUUCAGUUCUAGUAUGCAUUUCUAAAAAGAACACCGAAGUGCUGAUUGAUCACGGUGCUGUUCCAAUCUUUGUCCACCUUCUUCGUUUCCCUACUGGUUAUCUCCAACUUCAGGCUACAGGGGCACUAGGUAAUGUCGCUAGUGCUUCAACACAAUCCCGUGACUAUGUUCUAAGGUGUGGUGCAUUGAGACCACUGUUGGCUCAGCUGCAUGUGAAUAAGCAUAUAAUGAUGCUUAGAAUGGCCGCUUGGACUUUGUCAACGCUCUGCUGUGGCCAGCCUCGGCCUCCAUUUCACCAGAUGAAAGCUGCUCUCGCUCCACUUGAAAAAGUUCUUCAUUUCAAUGAUAAAGAAGUCUUGUCACAUGCUUGUAGGGCAGUUUAUUACCUGUUUGAUGGUUCAAGAGAAACCUUCCAGAGUUUUUUCGACGCUGGUCUUGUCCUAAGACUAGUUCAACUUCUCGGAUACGGUUCUCCAUCUGUGAUUUAUCUUGCAAUACGUACCAUUAGGAAUCUAACUAAUGUAGAUGAUCAGCAGACCCAAUUGGUGAUCAAUUGUGGUGCUUUACGUUUUCUUGCCAACCUACUUACUCGGAACCAUCGGAUAAACAUAAAGAGGGUAGCUUGCUCGACGAUUUCAAACAUCACUGCAGGCACUAAAGAACUAAUUCAGCAGUCAGUUAUUGAUGCAAAUUUGAUCCCAAUCUUGGUCAAUCUGGCUCAAAAUGCUAAACUUGGCAUAAAGGAAACAGCUUUAUGUGCAAUUGUAAAUGCCACCCUGCGUGGUUCUUAUGCUCAAAUCGAAUACUUGGUGAAGCAGGGUUGCAUAAAACCUUUAUGUGAUCUCCUGAUAUGUCCAGAUCGAAGGAUCAUCUCAGUGUGUCUGGAUGGAUUGGAAAACAUUUUGAAUGCCGCAUGGGCAGAGAAGAAGAUAGAAGACAUGCAAAGUUACUGUCAGCUGAUUCAAGAUGAGGACGGGAUAAAAAAGAUUCAGAAGCUGGUACAAAUCGUAAGCUAUGAGAUCGACAGGAAGGCUUCGAAGAUUCUGCAAACAUACGGGAUGAUAUAUAAAGGAUGAUGAGCAGACACAACAACCUCCAAGUUGAUGAUCAUCUUGGUUUUUCAGUUGUCAGAGAACCAAGUUCCAGUUCUUGUGGAGGAUUCAACUUCAGUUGAAAUGUUACCAAAAAAAAAAAAAAAAAAUCCAACUGUUAAAAGUCUUCAUCUACUUGAUGAGAUCCCACACUAGCUGAUAUUAGAAUGUAAAAAACCUCUGACAUGGAAUUAAAAGCUUGCACCUUUG
Arabidopsis arenosa is the source of this 1606-nucleotide messenger RNA. Lineage: Eukaryota; Viridiplantae; Streptophyta; Magnoliopsida; Brassicales; Brassicaceae. The record is from the annotation of a GenBank genome assembly.